AUGGAUAUAUUGCACUCAACAAACUCAACAACGAGUCUUUUGCAAGGGCAAGUGGGUCUGAAUGUAGUGGAAAGAUUAUGGGCAGACUGGUAUAUUUACAUCGGAAAUGAUAUUCUCGCUACUGGACUUCUAUUCUUUUUGGUUCAUGAGAUUAUGUACUUUGGAAGAUGCUUGCCAUGGUUCAUUAUUGAUCAAAUUCCUUACUUUAGAAAGUACAAGAUUCAACCUGAUAGCAUACCCACGAAUCAACAACAAUGGGAAUGUUUCAAGGCAGUUCUCAAAUCACAUUUCUUAGUGGAAGCAUUACCUAUCUGGUUAUUCCAUCCUUUGUGCGCCCAACUAAAUAUUGUUUAUGGUGUGCCAUUCCCAUCCUGGAAAAUCCAGGCUUGUCAAAUUGUGUUUUUCUUUAUUUGUGAAGACCUUUGGCAUUAUACGUUCCACAGAUUAUUCCACUAUGGAUGGUUCUACAAAAACAUUCACAAGAUUCACCACAAGUAUGCCGCACCAUUUGGCUUUGCAGCCGAAUACGCGCACCCAGCUGAAGUGGCAGCAUUGGGAGUUGGAACAGUUGGGUUCCCAAUUCUCUACGCUUACACUGCAACAAAAACAAAUAGUUUGCCACCCAUCCAUUUAUUUACGAUAACGUGUUGGAUUGUUUUGCGUUUGUUUCAAGCAGUGGAUUCACACUCCGGUUACGAUUUCCCAUGGAGCUUGAAUAAAUUCUUCCCACUUUGGGCUGGCGCAGAACAUCAUGAUCAACAUCAUCACUACUUUAUUGGAAACUAUGCCAGUUCAUUUACAUUUUGGGAUCGCUUCUUCAGUACUGAAUGUGGACAAUUGGCAAAGCAAAGACGUGAAGCAAGAGCAAACAGAAAAUCAGAGGCUCUUUAUAAGAAGAAUAUGUAG
Messenger RNA from Lodderomyces parapsilosis, 906 nucleotides. It is a transcript of the gene ERG251, whose product is annotated as Erg251p. Gene Ontology annotation, biological process: ergosterol biosynthetic process. Bases 1 to 906 code for a protein of 301 amino acids. NCBI's taxonomy places the organism in Eukaryota, Fungi, Ascomycota, Pichiomycetes, Serinales, Debaryomycetaceae. Gene Ontology annotation, molecular function: C-4 methylsterol oxidase activity; iron ion binding. The record is from RefSeq and is a predicted model, not a curated record. The transcript has a single exon.